AUGCAUCUCUCUCACUAUAUUUCCAUAUUGCUCUCGGUGUUGAGCUUUGUCUCUGCUCUUCCCCUCCAAAAUGACGCGAAAUCCGACGAAGCAUCUGAGCUCAUACACACGGCAGUGGUCACCUCAGCCGAUAACAUAGCUACUCCCGAGGAUGUUGAUAAGCGAUUCUAUUAUCAUGGCUACAAGCGCUCUGCCGAAACCCCCGAAGACGUUGAUAAGCGAUUCUAUUAUCAUGGCUACAAGCGCUCUACCGAAACCCCCGAAGACGUUGAUAAGCGAUUCUUUUAUCAUGGCUACAAGCGCUCUACCGAAACCCCCGAAGACGUUAAUAAGCGAUUUUAUUAUCAUGGCUACAAGCGCUCUUCUGACACCCCUGAGGAUCUUGGCCAGUGA
Molecule: messenger RNA, 393 nt
Organism: Aspergillus pseudotamarii
Lineage: Eukaryota; Fungi; Ascomycota; Eurotiomycetes; Eurotiales; Aspergillaceae
Exons: 1
Coding region: 1-393 (130 amino acids)
Source: RefSeq, a predicted model, not a curated record